Clarias gariepinus (North African catfish) is the source of this 6893-nucleotide messenger RNA. RefSeq names its product mitogen-activated protein kinase kinase kinase 2 (gene map3k2). Gene Ontology annotation, biological process: protein phosphorylation. The coding region runs from base 519 to 2375 and encodes 618 amino acids. The record is from RefSeq and is a predicted model, not a curated record. NCBI's taxonomy places the organism in Eukaryota, Metazoa, Chordata, Actinopteri, Siluriformes, Clariidae. Gene Ontology annotation, molecular function: protein kinase activity; protein binding; ATP binding. The transcript has 17 exons.
ACUCGGUCCUGAUUUGUGUAGCGCUCGGCCUGUUCCACAGAGGGGAACCGUAUUCGUGGGGGGAGCGUCUCGGCGUCUCGGCUCGUGUCGUGUUGGAGGAUUUUUGCAUGUAAACAAAACGGACCGAGAAACGCUUGAUAGCUGAACGUUAGCUGUGCGGGUCGGUUUGGCGGACGUGUUUCAUGUAGAUGCGCGCGCAUCGGCACGAGCACACAACACACACAUCAAAUGUCACAAGUUAGUUAGCGUUAGUUUAAUAUAAAAACUACCUGGGGUAAUGAUGCACAGCUAUCUUAUGCUGCAUUUAAGCUAAUUUAAGCUGAGAGAUGAUAUGAUAUGCAUUUAGGCCUUGCACCAAAGUUGAACUUUAUAACUUGUCAGUUUUGCGCGAGGCCCGCACUUUCAGGGCCGUUUUGGAUGAGGAAGUGAACUCAACGCGGACAACCCAGGAGAAAGGAACCCAUUUGAUGGGCAAAUCCUCUUUCCUGAACUCCUGGGGCAAAAUCUGAGCAGUGAUCAUGGACGAACAGGAGGUCCUAAAUUCGAUCAUGCAGGACCUGGCUGAACUGCAUCGCUCCAAUCGGUCAGCCAUGCCUGAUCUGGGAAAACCCAAAGCCUCGUCGCCCAAGAACCAGAAUGAUGUUCGGGUGAAGUUUGAGUACCGAGGAGAGAAGAGGAUCCUGCAGUUUCCUCGACCUCUUAGGCUGGACGAUCUGAGUGCUAAAGCUAAAGUGGCGUUUGGUCAAACGAUGGACCUGCACUACACAAAUAAUGAGCUGGUGAUUCCAUUGAGCACCCAAGAUGAUCUGGAUAAGGCUGUUGAGCUGCUGGAUCGCUCUGUCCACAUGAAGAGUCUCAAAAUACUGCUUGUGCUUCCACCAUCUUCUCAGAACUCCCUCUCCGGUAUGAAUAUGUUGCUGACUCACGAGCAUCUCGACAACACGGACAGGAAGAACAUGCUGGCCUUGAUAGGAUCUCAGUCGACAGACCGAAGCUCUCCCCCUCCAGGCUAUAUCCCCGAUGCUCUCCAGCAGGUGGCCAGAAACGGCUCGUUCACCAGCAUCAAUAGCGAGGGCGAGUUUAUACCUGAGAGCAUGGACCAGAUGCUGGAUCCACUGUCCAUGAGCAGCCCAGAGAAUUCCGCAUCAGGCAGUUGUCCAUCGCUGGAUAGCCCUCUCGACAGUGAUACCUAUCCUAAAUCCCGCAUGCCUCGAGCACAGAGUUACCCAGACAACCAUCAGGACUUUCCAGAAUGCGACAUUCCAGUAUUUGAGAAGUCAGGGAAAGGUGGUACGUAUCCACGGAGAUACCCCAUCCACUUUGGUAUGCAGGACUACAGUGAUGGACGUAAGACAUUUCCACGAGCACGGCGAACACAGGGACACGGUUUCCGCUCACCCAUGAGUUUCAGUCCGACAGACCAGAGCCCGAGCACCAGCAGCGGCAGCAGCAUCUUCUCACCUGAAUUGGAAGAGCCAGGCCGUCGUCGCCGUGGCAGCGACAUAGAGCCCAACCCCAACACGAACCCAACGCUCUCUGUCAUGGACAUCAGCCCCCCCAGUCGCUCUCCUCGCGCCCCCACAAACUGGCGCCUGGGAAAGCUGCUGGGGCAGGGAGGAUUUGGUCGGGUCUUCCUCUGUUACGAUGCUGACACGGGCAGAGAACUCGCUGUCAAACAGGUCCAGUUCGACCCAGACAGCCCGGAGACGAGCAAGGAGGUGAGUGCAUUGGAGUGUGAGAUCCAGCUCCUAAAGAAUCUUUUUCAUGAACGUAUCGUCCAGUACUACGGAUGCUUGCGGGACACACAUGAAAGAACUCUGUCGAUCUUCAUGGAAUACAUGCCGGGGGGAUCAAUUAAAGACCAACUCAAGUCAUACGGCGCACUGACAGAAAAAGUCACGCGUAAAUACACACGGCAGAUCUUGGAAGGAGUGUGUUACCUGCACAGCAACAUGAUUGUACACAGAGAUAUUAAAGGUGCUAAUAUUUUGAGAGAUUCAGCUGGGAAUGUAAAGCUAGGUGACUUUGGGGCAAGUCGGCGGCUACAGACCAUCUGUCUCUCGGGAACGGGUAUAAAAUCAGUGACAGGAACACCAUACUGGAUGAGUCCAGAAGUCAUUAGCGGAGAGGGCUAUGGGAGGAAAGCCGAUAUAUGGAGUGUCGGCUGCACCGUAGUUGAAAUGCUAACUCAGCGGCCUCCCUGGGCGGAGUUCGAGGCGAUGGCAGCCAUCUUCAAAAUCGCAACUCAGCCAACCAACCCUACACUCCCAGCUCACGUCUCUGACCACUGCCGCGACUUCCUAAAACGCAUUUUUGUGGAAACAAAACAGAGGCCGGCUGCUGAGGACUUAUUACGGCAUGUUUUCGUUCACUAACCCCUUCCCGUCCUUGAUCACUGAACGAUUAGAGACAACCCUAAGUGUCUGCUCUUUUCUACACUUCGCCCAGCCUGCUGUAAAGCGUUCCCUUUUGGAGUGGACAAAAUGGGGGGUGGGGGGUGGGGGGAACGUGCGGCUUAGCAGGAAAGGGGCUCCAUGCCCCUGUUGGUGGAGGAUAGCAUUUUGGGAGCAGCUUGAUUCUGUAUGAAAUCAUUGCACCUUAAUUUCACUCAGGGGUUCAUACCCCUAAAGACUAAAGGAGUUUUGUUAUCGUAGACAAUUUUCUUUCUUUUGAGGGAGAGAAGGAGACCAGGUCUCCCAAUAGGAAACCAGGCUCCAGGGAGUCUCAUCAGGCUCGUGGGAUAAAUCUGAGAAGCUAUCUUGUUCCAACACAAUUUGUUGAAUGUUCUGUCAAGCCCAGGAGAGGGUUGGUGUGCCAUCAAGCUGCUAAAAAAAAUAGCAAAUCUAAGGGGAAAAAAAAAAGAUCUGACCACAGGGUGUUGGGACUCCAGCGUUACUCCUCCAAGUUCUCAUUGUCUUGCACAGUUCGUAUAGACCACAGACACACACUUUUAAAGUUCCUUGACAUUUAUACUUCAGAUUUUAUCACUCACUAUGCUGUACAAAUGUUCAUUUUUGCUGUAUUUCUGUCUCCCUCUUUUGUGUUCACGGAUUAUGUGGAGUGUGCCACUCUAGGGUCAAGCAGGAUUAUGCUUCAUUUGCUUCACUCGCAAUUGGUGUCGCUUUUGCUUUGUGCCUUUUUAGGUUUGUGGAAACAGUUUUUUGCGCGUUUGCGCUCCCAUGCCGAGUGACCUGCAAGUCUUGUCCUUGACGUAUUUUCUGCUUUAUUAACAAACUGACUCCAGGUCAGGUCCUUAAGCACUCCCUUUGCCUUCACGUAACACAGUGCCGUUGUCUUCAGUGUGAGGUUGUGUUUGAAACCCAUUUAUGCGUAAAAGCCAAAAACCCACUGUGGGGUUGGUGCCUAGUGACUUGAAAACUAAAAUCCACCCUAAACGACUUGCAUAUCGAUUUUUAAAACAAACACAUCUUCAGUUGUGUUAAAGAUUUAUUUGAAUUUAUAUAAUUACAACUUUUCAUUCAUAUGAUGCUCUGGUUUUACUUAACGUUUUCCCACGUCUCACGCAAUGCCACUUGACGACCCGUGGGUGCGUCGCCGUGUGGGUUUUUUGUUUUCUCUUCACCCAUACAGAGUAACAUCCUUUACUCUGUUUAGCUCCAGAUCUCUGUAUUCUAGCUCAGUUUCCAAAGCUUUUAACUUUAGUGCUUUCAUUGCUGUCAGUGCCAACAAGUCCAGCAUGUUGUACGUCUCCAGUUUGCCGCUGGACAACUGAGUAAUAUUAUAGAUGCUUUGCAUUCUGUGACAGUGCUUUUUGAAUGUGGGGUUCUGUGUGCUUUGAAUGUCUAGUUUGAAAAGAAACUCUUAGUCUUUGCAGAAUCAGAGCGUAAUUCCUCUUGAAUGUUUUUCUCGUUUUAAUCAGCAGUGUCUCGCUGCGGCAUCACAGCUACACAUGACAAAACCCUACACAGCACCGCGAUGUGUACAUACUAUCGCCAGAGUUUCUUAAACACGGCGCGGAUAUUUCACCGCAAUCAUAUGUAAUGUCUUUUAGGGUGGAGUUUUCCUUAAGCAGCAGUAUGAAUGUUAUUUAUUUGAAAUCGACGAUUGACUGAAUAUACACAAAAUAUUCUUUAAAAAAAAAGAAAAAUGUAUUUACACACGUUUAAUUGCCAUAUUUUGGAAGCCUUUUAAUUCUAUAGUAUUAUUAUUAUUUUUUUUGCAGUACCAUAAGAUAUGAAGAAAAAGUAUGAGAUUUUACUCAAGAUUUGAGUUCAGUGUUUUUGUUUAUUUAUUUUAUUUUUUUUAAAAAGCAGACCUCGGAAACUAACAUGGAUUCAAGUUCUCGUCAGUAGUACUUGACCGUAUUUGUAACUGAAACUCGCUGUUCUAUCUUGAGACAGGUAUUCAUUUUUGGUUUGGCUCAUCUUAUUAAUCCGUAACCCACAAUUGCACACACUACUGCAGCAUGCUUAGUGUCUCAGCUUGCUUUUUGUUUGCAGAAGUGUAGCUUGAUUGGAAAUAUACGGUACACCAGUGCCUAGGUAGUGUUUUUUUUUUGGUUUUUUUUGCACAAGUUUCUCUUUGGUACCUUUUUUAUGCCUUGGGUCUUGGCACAGCUCUUUGGCAUCUGUUUGCUUGUUCGUACACCACCACUGAAUUUUCUGAACGAGCUUAACCUUUUAACAAAGUACACCGUUCAAUGAAGUGAUGUUUUGCUCGUAGGCCCAGACUGAUCAGAACCAUGCUCCCUGUGUAUAGAAUCAAAGGGCCAUGUUUACUUCCAGACAUUUCGACUACUCCAAACGAAUUAUUUUCUUCAUUGACCUUAAACUCAACAGUCUGUAAAGUUUCCUCAUACAUGUAUUACACAUGUAAUCCCAUCCGAAUUUUUUUCCAAAGAUUUUAGAUACCUUUAAGUUGGCAUGUAAACAUGUUUAUCAACCGUCAGUUUUGCCCUCAUGUACAUUUGUGAGAUAUUUAAAAACAAAACAAACUAAAAAAACUUACGCUUUAAUGUGAAUGCACACUUAUGCAUUUGGUUUGGAACCUCUCAAAGCUAAAUCUAAUGAUGUGCAUAAAAAGCUGCUGGGUUUUUGGUCACACAUGAAAAGGACAUGAUCUGUUUAGUCGUUCACAUAGGUCAGAGUUUGCAGAGCAAAAAAAAAUCCUGUAGGGCAUCAUGUCAAAGUAGUUACAGUUUGUUUGAUGAAAACAUUACAUCAGAUUCGCACUAGCCUGCUGUUUUGUUGUUAUUGUUGUUGGUGUUUGUGUGAGAGAGGGAGACAAGGAGAGAGCUUUUUUUCCCACUAGCACUGUAAAGUAUUGACUACCACAAGAAACAAGAAAAAGCAGAUACGCCGGUGCUUUAAAAAAAAAAAAAAAAAAAGCCUCUCAAGAGCCGUUAACGAUUAAGACGCAACCGUUUCACUCCGAACAAUGUUUACAGCUUUUGUACUCCAGCUUCAUCUGUUUACUGUUAGAGACUCAGAGAGCCUAUUGUUUGAAUUGUUUAGUGUCAUUAUGUUGAAGCACUCUCAGUCCAGUUAAUGCAAGUUCAGGUACAUUCUGACACCCUAGUCCAGUAAUUAUUGGUACAUCCUGGUUCUCUGAGCCAUCAGCACUUUUUUUUUCUUUAAUUGCUCUACUGCGUUCCUUGUUGUGCUUUAGCCAUGUAUCUCAAAGUCAAAAGGUCAGAAUUGGAAAGUGCUCCUGUUCGUUUAGGUUUAAGGUGCGAUUGAAACACAGUUUUACGUUUUUCUGUUCGUACUGAAAUGGAAAGAAAGCAUUAUUCUGUGUCUGUUAGAAUACUUGGUGUGCAGGCCUUUGUAACGUACGUACGUACAAUUGUACAAUCGUCUGUCCUUUUGAUGUUGAAAUUUUUGCACAUUUUUCAAGACCAUAAUUUGUACACUGAUUUUAAUACUUUUGCCAGUGAAUGUUUGGCACAUCGUGUGUGUGUGUGUGUGAAAGAAAGAGAGAGAGAGAAAGAAAUAGUGUGUGUGUACAAAUGUGUGAAUGCUUUUGUUUAUACAUAGAGACAGGGAACAAUUAAAGUUUCUCUGACUCGGUGUGGCGGGAAGAGCCGAGCUUGUGCAGGAGCGUACUGCUCGAAUUCCAGAUGGCACUGUUUGUGUGUUGGCUUGUACUUCUGCAUUCUUGUAUGUCUGUAUGCUGUCUGCAGGAUCGAACAAGCCGCCUUCAUGUUGUUGUUGUGGUUGUUGUUGUUGUUGUUGUUGUUGUUCCACCUUCAACAUUUUCUAACAACUUGUUCCUAAUCACCAUCCAAGCAUCACUUAACUAACAGGACAGGCUUUCUAAUGAGGUUUGUUGUGCCACUGCUGCCACUCCUGAAUGCACUUUUUUUGUAUGGAUGUGUGUGUACGUGUGUGCGGGCGUCAGACCUUUUUCUGAAUUGCGUAUUGCCAGUGCAAAAGGCACUGCACUCAAUGCCUUGCGCUUUUGACUACACAACUGAAAAGGGAAAGUUAAAUAAAUAAGUAUAACCAAAAGUGGAAAAAAAUGCCAAAAAAAAUUAAAAAUUAAUAAAAAGAAAGAUUUUCUCUUUUCGACAGAGUUUACUUAUCUGACUUAAAACUCUCUUGUCUGCUUUGUCUAUGGUACGAGAAAGCCAUGUUUAUAAUUCAAUUUGGUUUGUGACCAAUAAGCCUGUUUAUAUGAAAUCUGUAUAUCAGUGCUACGCAUAAUUUUUUUAUAUAUAUAUAUAUAUAAAUUUUAUUUUAUUUUUUUCUUCUUCUUUUUUUUUUUUAAACUCGAGAUUAUAUGCAUGAUAGGCAUUCGAAAACACCAAUGAGGUUGUGACCUGCUGUGAAAGCAGAGCUGAUUGGACAAUUUGCUGGACAUCAUGAGAUUGCCUGUUAACGGCUGGCACUUUGUAUAGUGUUGCUAAUAAUGAUGAUAAUGAAUAAAAAAGA